Molecule: messenger RNA, 1056 nt
Organism: Colletotrichum chrysophilum
Lineage: Eukaryota; Fungi; Ascomycota; Sordariomycetes; Glomerellales; Glomerellaceae
Gene: QA4
Product: 3-dehydroshikimate dehydratase
Exons: 1
Coding region: 1-1056 (351 amino acids)
Source: RefSeq, a predicted model, not a curated record
AUGCCUUCACGCCUGGGUAUCAGCACCAUGUCGCUCGGCCGAUGCUGGGCUGGACACUCCUUUGAGCACAAGAUGGACAUGGCAGCAAAGUACGGCUACCAAGGCAUCGAGCUCUGGCACGAGGACCUCAUGGACGUCGCCGAGCAGCUGCCUGGCGGUGCCGCCCUCCUCGAGAACCAGAUCGCCGCCUCCAAGAUUGUCAAGAGGAUGUGCGACGUCCGCAACAUUGAGGUCAUCUGCCUCCAGCCCUUCCAGCACUUUGAGGGCCUCGUCGACCGCGAACAACACGCCCGCAGGGUCGAGGAGCUGCGCGUGUGGAUCCAGCUCGCCCACGUCCUGGACACCGACCUCAUCCAGAUCCCCAGCAACGUCCUGCCCGCCGAACAGGUCUCUGAGGAUCUCGAGCUUCACAUCGCGGACCUCGCUGAGGUUGCCGACAUCGGUGCCGCCUCCAACCCGCCCAUCCGCUUCUCAUAUGAGAGCCUGUCGUGGGGCACCAGAGUCGACGUAUGGGAGACGUGCUGGGAGGUCAUCCAGCGGGUCGACAGGCCCAACUUCGGAAUGUGCCUCGACACCUUUAACAUUGCCGGCCGCAUCUUUGCCGACCCCUGCGCCGCCUCGGGCAGGACAGAAGACGCCGAGCAGGCGGUCAAGGACUCCAUCCAGAGGCUCCUCACGACCGUGGACGUCUCCAAGAUCAUCUACGUGCAGGUCGUCGACGCCGAGCGCCUCGCCGAGCCGCUAUGCCCGACGCACCCUUAUUAUAAUGCCGAGCAGCCGUCCCGCAUGUCCUGGUCAAGAAACUGCCGUUUGUUUUACGGCGAGUAUUCAAGGGGAGCGUAUCUCCCCGUCCGCGAGAUCUGCGCGGCCAUCUUCCAGGGCCUGGGUUUCGAGGGUUGGGUCAGCUUCGAGCUGUUCAACAGGAGGAUGUCGGAGGAGGACCAUGACGUACCCGAGGAGCUCGCCAAGAGAGGAGCCGUGGCCUGGAGCAAGCUGGUAAGGGAUAUGAAGCUAAGAGUGGAAGAGCCUUCGACGGCCGUGACGGCGUCGCUUUAG